AUGAAUAAAAGCAAGCAAGAUAAAGAAACCGAUAUGAAUGAAGAAGAUAAGAAAUUACAGGAAGAGCUACUGCAAGCGGUCGAUGUAUUAAAAAGUAAAGAUGAGACAGCUAUAUUGCUAUCAUUGAAUCAUCUAAGAAUGCUGAUACGUACAUCCACGACUUCGAUGACUUCUGUUCCGAAACCUCUUAAGUAUUUAAGAAAAUAUUAUCCCAGCUUGAAGAACGCAUACGAAAGCCUCAAACAAAAGGAAGUAAAAAUACGUUUUGCGGAAAUUCUGAGUGUGCUCGCUCUAGCCGGAGCCACUCCAACAUUCAGAGAUUGCUUGAAUUUCUGUAUCACAGGAGCGGUGAACAAUCCCGGUGAAUGGGGUCAUGAAUAUGUGAGGCAACUCGAAACAGAAAUUGUUGACGAAUGGACAAAUGCGCCGAUCAAAGAGGAGCAUGAAAUCAGAAAACGUCUUACACCAUUGAUUAAAAGCAUCGUUUCAUUCGAUGUAAAACACAACGCGGAGAUACAAGCAUGCGAUCUAUGCUUGGAAAUAGAUGAGUUAAAUUUCCUCGCAGAAUAUUUGGAUUCCACGAAUUUUGCACGAGUGUGUCAUUAUUUGAUUAGCUGCGCAGCUUACAGCGAGGACACAGAGAGAAGACAAAUAUUAGAAUUCGCCACGGAGCAAUAUCUGAAGUUCAACGAGUUUACAAAGGCAAUUUUGAUAGCGCUGCAACUUACGAAUUCAGAACUCAUUUUCAAGUGCUUUAAUGCUUGUCCUGACUCUUUAAUGAGGAAUCAACUAGCCUUCAUUCUCGCCCGACUGCAAGAUCAACCUUUGAGAAUAGAGUAUCAAGGAAACGAUGCCAAAGACAUAGAAGCGAUUUUCAGUAAUGGCCACGUAAAUACCCACUUCCAAAUUCUUACCAGAGAACUUGACAUACUCGAGCCGAAACUUCCGGAGGAUAUUUACAAAAGUUGGUUAGUGAGCGGAUCCAGGCAAAUGGAACACGAUUCUGCGAGGGCAAAUUUAGCGGCGAGUUUUGUUACUGGUUUCGUACACGCAGGUUUCGGCCAAGAUAAAUUGAUGUCGAACACAUCUGAUUGUUGGGUGUACAAAAACAAGGAGCACGGAAAAUUGUCAGCUACUGCUUCUCUGGGCCUGAUACAUAUGUGGGACGUCGACGGCGGAUUAGUUCCUAUCGACAAAUAUCUUUAUACGAACGAAGAUUACAUAAAAUCUGGUGCCUUGCUAGCCAUCGGAUUGGUAAAUUGUGGAAUUCAUAACGAAUGCGAUCCAGCUCUGGCACUUCUUAGCGAGUAUGUGAGCUCAAGUAGCCAGAUUCUUCGCAUCGGAGCUAUCUUGGGAUUAGGUUUGGCUUAUGCUGGAUCCAGAAGAAAAGACGUUACCGAACUACUUUCUGGAGCUUUAGUCGAUGAGCAAAAUAAUAUGCAAAUAUUAUCAUUAGCUGCCAUCUCCUUAGGCCUCGUAAAUGUAGGUUCAGGGGAUUCCGAUGUGUCUUCGACUAUUCUGUUAAAAUUAUUGGGGCUAUCUAUGGAGAAACUUGUUAUUUCGCAUUCCAGAUUUUUGGCAUUAGCUCUGGGAAUGGUUUAUAUGGGAACUCGAGAUGCUAUAGAAACACCAUCCGCAGCACUUGAAGCUUUACCAAAGCCGUACAAUUUUGCCUCGCAAACUAUGCUACAAAUUUGCGCUUAUGCGGGUACCGGCGAUGUUUUGAUAGUGCAAGAAUUAUUAAGGAUCUGUUCAGAAGUAACUGAGGAAGUAACGAAGGUGAAAACAACAUCUGAAAAUGCUUCGAUACUAAGUUGUUGCAAUCAAAGAAAUCCACAAGGCAGCUCUACUACGUUAGAAAAGAAUAAAAAGACUGACAAUCAAACCGAGGAUUCUAUUAACCUUAGAGACAUUGAAGCACCGCAAGCUAUAGCAUCCCUUGGGGUAGGAGUAGUUGGGCUUGGAGAAGGAAGAGAAAACUCGAGGAUUUUUGGUCAGAUUGGAAGAUACGGUCCCACGCCAGCACGACGAGCUAUGCCACUUGCUUUGGCUCUAUCCUCUCUAUCUAAUGCCGACCUGGCAGUCCUGGACGUAUUAAAUAAGUACAGCCACGAUCACGAUGCCGACGUCGCUCUCAAUGCGAUUUUCGCCCUCGGUCUAGUAGGCGCUGGUACGAAUAAUGCUCGAUUAGCAACGAUGUUAAGACAGCUGGCGGCUUAUCACGCGAAAAAUCCGUCUCACUUGUUCCUCGUACGCAUCUCUCAGGGCCUGGUGCACUUGGGCAAGGGUACUUUAACUUUGUCGCCCUUGAGGUAUGCUUCAAAAGUUCUAGAUUAUACCGCCUUGGCUGGGCUGAUGGUCGUCUUAGUUGCAUGUUUAGAUUGUAGGAAUCUUAUACUAUCGCAGUCUCAUUAUUUGAUGUAUUGCUUGGCAAUCGCGAUGGAGCCAAGAUGGCUGGUUACCGUCGACGAAAAUCUCAAGAAUUUGCCGGUAUCGGUGAGAAUUGGUCAAAGUGUGGAUGUUAUUGGAAAAGCGGGUAAUCCGAAAUCCAUUGUCGGCGGUCAUGUACAAACCACUCCAGUGUUGCUGUGUGCGGGUGAAAAAGCAGAAUUAGUGUCAGAUCAAUAUGAAUCACUUUCUAGUGUGCUGGAGGGUUUCGUGAUUCUUCGCGAGAAAGUAUAAUUCAGUAUGUUAAUCUUGCACUCAAUAUGUCGUUUUUAUCCAUACGCAAUUUAAAUUUUUUAUAACAGGUUACGAUAGAUUAAAAAGAUUUAGCAUUCUGCGGUGGCUGUUUUGGAUUGUCUCUCGAUUUGACGCAUUUCUUCCGCAAGAACUACCAUUUAUUAUAAUAAACUCGCAUAUUAAAAAAUUUCUUUGCUAAAUAGAUCUAUAUAUAAAACAAAGGGAACAAACAUUAGGGAAAAUAUCAUAUAAACUUCGUUGCAGGAUAUUUGUUGAUCAAUAAUCAACGAAAUGACAAUAGCAAUACUUAGAUUUUUUCAUAUAUGUUUGCAUUUAUUUAACUUUAGGGACUAGCGGAAGCAAUGUGCUCUAUACAACAGAAACAUACAUUGGUUCGCAUUGCACAGUGGGAAUAAUAACGCUGCACCAUGAUCAAGAAUAUCGAACACAUGAAAAACUCAACAAAACCGGACGCAAGGAACAUUAUAAUGAAAAUAAAAUAAAAGACAAUCACGUGAAUGUAUUAUGCCAGUAAAAUACAUUUACAAAAAAAAA
Messenger RNA from Camponotus floridanus (Florida carpenter ant), 3237 nucleotides. RefSeq names its product 26S proteasome non-ATPase regulatory subunit 2. Bases 1 to 2682 code for a protein of 893 amino acids. The transcript is spliced from 15 exons. Gene Ontology annotation, cellular component: nucleus; proteasome complex; proteasome storage granule. NCBI's taxonomy places the organism in Eukaryota, Metazoa, Arthropoda, Insecta, Hymenoptera, Formicidae. Gene Ontology annotation, biological process: regulation of protein catabolic process; proteasome-mediated ubiquitin-dependent protein catabolic process. The record is from RefSeq and is a predicted model, not a curated record. Gene Ontology annotation, molecular function: enzyme regulator activity.